ACAUUUUGUUUUUUCAAAAGUCAAUACGAAAAGUUUUUGUAUGUCACCAUUCUAUGCACUACAUAUAGUUUCUUGAGUUUUUAUAAUAAUUUUUGUUGUCAUGCUCUCUCGAAAUAUUCGCGCCACUCAAAAUAUCUUUUUGGGUGAAUUCCGGCAGGACAGGACCAGUUUGCUCCGCGUCAUCCCUAGCCUACUAAACUUCAAAUGCGACAAGCAUGAGAUCAAAUACAAGCCUUACGUUCCGCCAGCCUUCCAAGAUCAUGAUCAUAAGAAUAUGAAGUUGAAACGGCCCAUGUCUCCCCAUGUCACCAUGUAUGCUCCAACCUUGCCUGCGAUGACUUCGAUAGCGCAAAGAGCCACUGGUGCCAUCGUAACUUUCUACGCCCUAGGUCUCGCCUGGGGCUCCCUGUUCCUCUCCAACGGCAUCGAGACGUACGUGUCUGUUAUACAGAGUCUUAACUUAGGCGCCAUGAUGGUAUUCAUACUCAAAAUAUUGUUGGGAGCACCCUUCGCUUUCCAUUACUUCAACGCGUUUCGCUACGUCAUAUGGAACACCGCGAGAUGGUUGGACCUUAAGAAGGUUUAUGAGACCAGCAAACAAUCCAUGGCAGCUGCUGCAGUCAUGACGCUUCUGUUUGCCAUCAUUUAAAUUAUAAGAAUAUCACUUAUUACCUUCGGUUUAUCAAAUAUCAGCCAUGAAUUACCAUUGCUAAAGGUUUGCUGAAAUCAAAUAUGCUUUGCAGUUUCUUGCUUCUAAUAUAUUUCAGCAAAUAGCAGAAUCUGCUUCGUGAUAGAAUUGUCUGGUUCAAACUUUUUGGUUGCACUAAGUAGGUAUUAUUAGGCCUUUUUGGAUUAUUUUAAAAUUUGGCGUUUGUAGUUGAUAAAGAAAAAAGGGAAUUUAAUUCGCCCCUGUUCAGGCAUCAAAUUAUACUGUUAUAUGGUAAAUAAAAAAAUUGAACGUGUGAAAGUGAACAGACCUACAGAAUAAUUUUAAUUUAAACUUUUUAAGUUACACAAGUUUUUAGAUAAAGAAGGUAUAUACCUAAAUAAGACCUUUAUAUAAAUGUUUAACAAUGCGGGACUGUUGACUAGAUCACUGGUGAUCAUUUACCACUUUCUUUGUUUUGACUAUUUCCACAAAUAUAGGGUCGCUAUGUACGGAGGUGAUAACAUCUAGCCAACAAUGUCAUACAAUUAUACAAUCUUAAGUUUUUUUUUGUUUUGGGGCUGUAUUCUCAAAUGAUAUACCUAUAUAUGUUGUUUGUCUAAAAACGUAUUUAAGUAGUUUAAAAAGACGUAAGUUAAAAUUCUUCUGUUUGUGUUCAUCUGUGCUUUUGACUCGGCAAAUAACGCUACAGUAUAAUGUAUAUUUUCGAUAAAGUUUUCGUUUUGGAGAUGUCCAAUACACUGUCAUGUCGUAACUUCAGACCUAUUGAAUCGGAUCUUCGAAAAAAUCUUCCAAAGUAUCCGAUUUGGGGAACAUGAGAAUUAGUGUAACAUAUUUUAGGAUAGUGUAUUGUAUUAGUCAAAGAUCAACAAAAGCCGUACUUCUAAGAUUUGAUAUUCUCAGAAAUUGAAAUAAUCAACCCAUGAAUGAACGAUCAAAGUUACUGUUUCAUUUUGUGGUAAUGACUAACGUAAAUGAUGGCAGUACAAGGUUUGCACAUUUUGUUGUACAAAGAAUGUUAUGAGAAUAUCUUUGAAGUGUGUCUUCUAUACUUUGUAAUUGGUGAAGACGAUAUGAUACUAGCUUUUCUUAAAAUAUUUUACUCUAAUUUAAGUGUGCUACUAUUUUUACUAGUGAUAACUUAUUGAUAACUUCAGAGAGUUUCAUAUCUGAUGUUGCCUUUGGGACUGUAGCUGUGAUUCCCAUGAGAAAGUGGUAGCCUCGGAAAUACGUGAAAAUAAAUCAACAAUUUCUUUCCCAAUCGUUCAAAAUGAUUUAUCUAGAACAUUUAAAUUCGUUAUCAUCUUUAAGGAUAUCAGCUGAACAUGUCUUUGCCAAGUGACGUCUAGUUGUCUUAUUGAUUCCUUCAAGAUGCUUCGUUUACUUAGAAUUGGUCAAAGUUUGAACGGUGAAGAAAUAACUGAUGUAUCUCUCAAGUAGUCAUGAGUUAUUACUGGUAAAUAAAAUAGUUAAUAUGUUGUCUGUUUGUUGAGUUUUACGAUUUUACGAAUAUUUACAUUCUUGGCUUUUUAACCAACUGAUCACUUAUUCAAUACCAACUUAGGCCUGAUUUUUCUUUUGUGUGCUUGUUAAAUUAUAUUUUAAACUUCAAAAACUUCAAUUUUUCAGUUUUAAUAUGUUAUUUGAUUAAUCGAAGGUAAAAACAGAAAAUAGGAUUGUUUUUUUUUUGUCGUAAAUCUAUCGUGAUUUUCUAUACGCAUUUUAUUCUUAAUAAUAUUCGUAUACACAUACAUAUUGUAUAAUAAGAAAAAAAAGAUGGUCGAUACCUAUAUAUUUUUGCUGCGAAGACUAACAUCGAGCUAAAAUUCGACUUUAUAAUAUCGGCUUUAGAUCUCUCCAAGCGAAUAUUUUAGUAUAUGGCUUAUAUAUUUUAUUCUGUAACACUUGGCACUUAAAAAGAAACCAUUUUCGGAUGCUUGUGUUGUGCUUUAUGUUAAGAGUUUAGUGUACGAGGUUAUGCCUCUGAAUGUGCAACAAAUAUUACCUAAUAUUAAAUGCCUGUUUUUGAAUA
Molecule: messenger RNA, 2699 nt
Organism: Helicoverpa armigera (cotton bollworm)
Lineage: Eukaryota; Metazoa; Arthropoda; Insecta; Lepidoptera; Noctuidae
Product: succinate dehydrogenase cytochrome b560 subunit, mitochondrial
Exons: 3
Coding region: 101-649 (182 amino acids)
Biological process (GO): tricarboxylic acid cycle; mitochondrial electron transport, succinate to ubiquinone
Cellular component (GO): membrane
Molecular function (GO): oxidoreductase activity, acting on the CH-CH group of donors; electron transfer activity
Source: RefSeq, a predicted model, not a curated record